Messenger RNA from [Torrubiella] hemipterigena, 1540 nucleotides. The record is from the annotation of a GenBank genome assembly. NCBI's taxonomy places the organism in Eukaryota, Fungi, Ascomycota, Sordariomycetes, Hypocreales, Clavicipitaceae.
GCAGCAUCGACGGAGCUUUCUGCCGCGCUGCCCAUAAAACUUGCGGUUCCAUCAUCAAACAAAUCAAUCAAUUGACGCCGUAUUCAGCUGUCAUUGCCAUUUUUCUAUUCGAGAUGUUUGCCAGAUCAGCUUUCCGCGCGGCCCAGCCGCUGAAAAUGCAGGCUCGCCGCUAUGCGACCGAAUCCGCCCCCAAGAGCGGCGGCUCUAACCCCAUCGUCUUGAUCGGUGCUGCUGCUGCUGUCCUCGGCGGCGGCUACUACUACAUGAACAGCGCACCCGCCAAGGUCCCCGUUGUCCCUGCUAAGCCUGCCUUUACUGGUGGCGAUCAGGGCUUCAUCUCGCUCAAGGUCUCUGAGGUGGAGGAUGUCAACCACAACACCAAGCGUGUCCGCUUCGAGCUCCCCGAGAAGGACAUGGUCUCUGGUCUCAACGUUGCCAGUGCCGUCUUGACCAAGUUCAAGGGCGAGAACGACGCCAAGGCUACUCUCCGCCCCUACACUCCCGUCUCUGACGAGGAUGAGCGCGGCUACGUCGACCUCCUCGUCAAGAAGUACGAGGGUGGCCCCAUGAGCACUCACAUCCACGAGCUUACUCCCGGACAGUCUCUUGCCAUCAAGGGCCCUCUCCCCAAGUACGCCUGGACUGAGAACAAGCACAGCCACAUCGGCCUCAUUGCUGGCGGCACUGGCAUCACCCCCAUGUACCAGCUGUGCCGCAGCAUCUUCAACAACCCCAACGACAAGACCAAGGUUACCGUUGUCUUUGGCAACGUCACCGAGCAGGAUAUUCUCCUCAAGAAGCAGCUUGACGAGCUCGAGAACACAUACCCCCAGCGCUUCCGCGCCUUCUAUGUCCUCGACAAGGCCCCCCAGGGCUGGAAGGGUGGCUCUGGCUUCAUCACCAAGGACCUUCUCAAGACUGUUCUCCCUGAGCCCAAGGAGGAGAACAUUAAGCUCUUUGUCUGCGGUCCUCCCGGCCUGAUGAAGGCCAUCUCUGGCCCCAAGGUCAGCCCUAAGGACCAGGGCGAGCUUGCUGGCUCUCUCCAGGAGCUUGGCUACAACAAGGACCAGGUUUACAAGUUCUAAAGAAAUUUGCGGUAUUGGAGAAACAGGAAGUGUACGAUUGGCCAUGGAUGGCGAGGUAUAUAUAGACAUUAGACGUGGUAGUAGAUCGACUCAAAUGACAGCGAGGCUCCAGUGCUACACAACGCACCAACCAACUAUCAUUGUGACAGACGCCAAAAAACACGUACGGCGCCACUGGCGUUUCGUAUAGAAAGCGAGAUGAGGCGAUUCAGUGCAGUUUGUGUCUUCUUCAGCUCGUAAGUUUUUGCUGUGGGCAGUGGAUCGGCACUCGCGCAGGGGAAAGGUCAGCCGCGCUGACGGUUUCCACAACGUGAACCCGCAAGGCUACUAGGCUGCUGCGGUGCGAGGUUAAAUAAAAAUCUUAUUUUUCUUUCCCAUUCCCCCUAUCCAUUGCGGAUCUGCAGCCCAUUUAUCUUAAUCUGGUAAACACUGCGGUACAGUCUUUGUUUUAUGGC